Phlebotomus papatasi is the source of this 1813-nucleotide messenger RNA. RefSeq names its product UDP-glucuronic acid decarboxylase 1 (gene Uxs). Gene Ontology annotation, molecular function: UDP-glucuronate decarboxylase activity; NAD+ binding. Lineage: Eukaryota; Metazoa; Arthropoda; Insecta; Diptera; Psychodidae. The record is from RefSeq and is a predicted model, not a curated record. Gene Ontology annotation, cellular component: cytoplasm. The coding region runs from base 141 to 1427 and encodes 428 amino acids. Gene Ontology annotation, biological process: D-xylose metabolic process. The transcript has 5 exons.
GUCAAAGUGGUGUGAUUGUGUGCGUGCGCGAGUGUUUUGGAUUGGAAUAAAAAGAAUUUACGGAGGAAAUUGCAAUGGGAAAACUGCGUGGAAAUAUUGGCGGAAUAGUUGAAUAAAUAUGUGGAGUUGAGAGGAGAAUCAUGGUAUUAACGCGUCGCAAAAUGAGACAGUGUCUAAUUGUAGGGAUUACCAUGAUUUUGGUGGUCUGCCUGUACAAGACUUGGGCCAGUUCGAUUGGGAGUGCCAAAGAGAAUGCCACACCAGGAGACCAGGUUGUGGGUGUCCUGCCGGAACCCGUGCAUGGGGAGACUCCUGAGAAUGUGGUGCAGGAACUGGAGGCAACACGAAAGAAAUUGGCACAGUUGGAGAAGAAACUGCAGGAUCUCGAAGGGAGGAUCCCAGUGAAGUAUCCGGACGUCAAGUACCUAAACUACAAGAAUAGGAAGAGGAUUUUGGUGACUGGAGGAGCGGGAUUUGUGGGAUCGCAUCUCGUGGAUUUGCUGAUGAUGGAGGGCCAUGAAGUGAUUGUGGUGGACAAUUUCUUCACGGGACGCAAGAGGAACGUUGAACAUUGGUUUGGCCACGAAAAUUUCGAGCUCAUUCACCAUGACAUCGUGAAUCCGUUGUUUAUCGAAGUGGAUGAGAUUUAUCAUCUGGCCAGUCCCGCCUCUCCACCCCAUUACAUGUACAAUCCCGUCAAGACGAUAAAGACCAAUACGAUGGGAACAAUCAAUGUAUUGGGUCUGGCCAAGAGAGUUGGUGCCAAAGUGCUGAUUGCGAGCACGUCAGAGGUGUACGGGGAUCCGGAUGUUCAUCCUCAGCCAGAAACCUACUGGGGACAUGUCAAUCCAAUUGGCCCCCGAGCAUGCUACGACGAAGGAAAAAGAGUUUCAGAGACCCUCAGCUAUGCCUAUGCCAAGCAGGAAAAUGUCAAAGUGCGCGUAGCGAGGAUCUUCAAUACUUAUGGGCCACGGAUGCACAUGAAUGAUGGUCGAGUGGUGUCUAAUUUCAUCCUCCAAGCACUCCAGAAUCAGUCAAUCACUAUUUAUGGGAAUGGGAAGCAGACACGCUCCUUCCAGUACGUCACGGAUCUCGUGGAUGGUCUGGUGGCCCUCAUGAGAUCCAAUUACAGUCAACCGGUGAAUAUUGGAAAUCCAGUGGAGCAUACAAUUGAGGAAUUUGCGGAGAUCAUUCAUGAUCUCGUGGGUGGGAAGAGUGUGAUAAAACAGAUGGCAGCUGUGGAGGAUGAUCCACAGCGCAGGAAGCCAGAUAUCACGAGGGCCAAGAAGUACCUCAACUGGGAACCAAGGGUGCCACUAAAAGUUGGCCUCGAGCGCACAAUUGAGUACUUCCGGAAGGAAUUGGCCAGAACAAAUCAUCACUCUCAGCGGAAUGUCUUUUUGCCGCGACAUGCCGAUGAGUCCUGAACCAAAAAAACUAGUCUCUCCAGAAUUUUUCGUAUAGACGCUGCAAAAAGGGAGGGAGUUUCAUCAGUCUCCUAAUACUUUUCCCACCUGAGAUUUUGUGGGUAACGAAGGACAAGUAUUUGAGUAUUGCAGAGAUUUCCGGAGGCUGUGAGAGGGAGAGUUUGUGUGUCGAUGUACCUGUUUUGUUGUAAUAUAUGAUGAUAUAGGUGAGAAUUUUACUGUAGCAUUUUAGACUUUAUCAAAAUGAACACUCUCUCUCUCGUCUCCGGAUCAAUCUUUCCAGUCAAAACUCCCUCCAUCUCCACUGCAAAUGACUUUUUUAUUGAUCCUAUUUUUUUUUGUCUCUUAGUUUUAAGGGUGAAAAUAAAAGAUGUGUUAGAGGCGAA